Messenger RNA from Penaeus vannamei (Pacific white shrimp), 1583 nucleotides. Lineage: Eukaryota; Metazoa; Arthropoda; Malacostraca; Decapoda; Penaeidae. The record is from RefSeq and is a predicted model, not a curated record.
AAAACAUGAAUGAAAAACAAGUUCCGAACACGAACCCGCUGUACAUAAACAAACAUAACAAGAGUAGUACAGGGAAGGACGGAACACGAAACACGAGGACUGUGGUCCAACUGUAGUUGGGGAUGGUGAUAUUGAUCCAGAUUUGAUGUCUUUCCUUAAUGCAAAAAGAAGAGAAGAUCGGCUUACAAAGAUAGUCACCUAUACCACAGACCUGGCUCCUCGAUGUGUCCUAAAUCUUCUUGAGAAAAAGGGAUGGUCUGUGGUGUCCAGCACUGGUUUUGAGCAUACUUGUGUCUGGACUCCUCAUAAUGAUGAAUAACAAGCUCUGCAAAAGCAUACUUCUUUUUAUUUCACUGUCUUGCUAACAUUUAAAUUAUUAGGAGAAUGUGCUUAUGUAUUUGGUAAUUAAAAUAAACCUUCUUUACGCUAUUAAGUGAUUAACUUACAGGUAAAAAAGUGAACUAUAAUAGUCAUAUUACUUCUAACUUUGCACUGUAAAGAUGACUAACCGAAUUGCUGAUAUUGAGGAUUUGUUGCCUCCUAAACCUCAAGCUCCUCAGCCUAGGGACUGUUGUGGCAGUGGCUGUUGCCCAUGUGUGCAUGAUAUUUAUGAGGAAGAUCUAAGGAGAUGGAAGAAACAAUGCAAGCGUAUUCGCGAAGGAGGGCUAGAUGAAGCACCUGUGGAAGGGGCACUCCAACCAGAUAAAUGGAAAGAAUUUGAGAUCGUAAAAAUAAAAGAAAUUUAUUCUGACUGCAUUUGUUAUACAUUCAAGCUACCAGAGGGUAAAAAUUUAGGGCUUAGCAUUGGCCAGCAUUUAAUUGUUAAGCAGAUAAAGAAUGGUAGGACAGUGAUUAGGCAAUAUACCCCAAUAUCAGAUAUUUCUGAAAAAGGAUCAUUUGAUGUGCUAAUAAAAAUCUAUCCUAAUGGCAAGAUUACUCAAUUAAUUAAAGAUUGGAAAGUGGGAGAUAACAUUCCUUGGAGGGGUCCAUUUGGUAAUUUUUCAUACAAGACAAAUAGUUACAAAAGGAUUCUCAUGCUAGCAGCUGGGACAGGGAUUGCACCUAUGUACCAAAUUAUAAAAGCAAUUGUGGAUAAUGAUCAAGAUGAAACCUUUAUUAAAUUGUUAUAUUCAUCUAAGAGCAUUUCAAAUAUUCUUUUGAGGGAAGAACUUUUAACAUUAUGCCAAUUUUGGAACUUUACUAUGACUCAUUACCUAAGUGAUGUGGAUGAUUUUGGAAUGAAGAAAUACAAUGAAACCAUGUUAACAAGGAAGUUGACUAAAGAUGAUGUAAAAAAUGAAUUGCUUCAAGCCCCAUUAGAUUCUACUCUAGUUCUAGUGUGUGGGACCAGGUCAUUUGACAAGGACAUGGUAAAUGCUGCCAAAGAUGCCCAGGUGCAAGAUAAAGAUAUUUUCAAAUUUUGAGAUUAUUUGAGCAUUUUUAUUUUUUUUAAUUGUAUUUUGAUACUUCAGGAAAAUAUUGUAUGUGGGUAAAAUGAUGGUAAGUGCAUUGCCUGAUUAUGCAGUGUCUUCCAGAAUGAGCUAGGAUCUGUGUAUUUAAGACAAUAAAGUGAUUGUAUAUUC